UUCUCAUUACAUCUUCAGUGUCUAAUAUUAGUGACCUAAAGCUAAAAGUACGAGAAUGAAGGUCUUGGCAUCUUUGGUUUUGUUAGCUUUGGUAAAUUAUGCUUAUUCGACAGAUGUACAAUCUUGUCAGGAUCUCCUUUUACCAGAAGUAACAGUGACCAUAGACGGCACAGAGUGUACAACGGGACCAUGUGUAGUCGGACUUGGAUCAAAUUAUUCUAUAUUGAUUUCUUUUGAUACCCCUGUCAAAUUGGAGCGCAUUAAGGCGAAAUCUGUAUCAACAGGAUCAGACGGUGUAUCAGUGACAGUCGUGUUCGAAGACGAUACUUGUGAUGGAAUUCAAAACACGGUAUGUCCAGUGGCAGCUGGGGGACACGUUGAUUAUUUAUACGCCAGUGUUUUAGCUGAAGAAUAUUCUGAGCUGAAUGCUACAAUGGUUGUCACUUUACUUGACGUGGACAACGAUGAUACUGCAGUGCUAUGCUUCUCCGUCGACCUUACAAUUGACAAUUCGUAAUGUAGACAUUUAUACAAAUAUAAACAGGAAAAUGUAUGUAGGUAUAAUGUAGAUGUUGAAAUAUUUUAAUGAAAAUAUAUAUAAUCUGCUCUAAAUUUAGAA
Molecule: messenger RNA, 619 nt
Organism: Anoplophora glabripennis (Asian longhorned beetle)
Lineage: Eukaryota; Metazoa; Arthropoda; Insecta; Coleoptera; Cerambycidae
Exons: 4
Coding region: 56-517 (153 amino acids)
Source: RefSeq, a predicted model, not a curated record